Molecule: messenger RNA, 716 nt
Organism: Hippocampus comes (tiger tail seahorse)
Lineage: Eukaryota; Metazoa; Chordata; Actinopteri; Syngnathiformes; Syngnathidae
Gene: ins
Product: preproinsulin
Exons: 4
Coding region: 204-635 (143 amino acids)
Cellular component (GO): extracellular region
Molecular function (GO): hormone activity
Source: RefSeq, a predicted model, not a curated record
UGUGUGUGUGUGUGGGAGGACCAGGAUUUGUGCCAAAUAUCGGUAGUAGAAGAAGACAUGAAGGUGAUCAGAGGAAGCGAGUCAAUAUUUGCGGCAGUUCACCACAUCAAGCCGCCUCAUUUGUUGUGUUUGUUCUACUAAAAGCGCAUACACACGCACUGGCAGCGGGCUUGGCCGGGCGCUAUAAAAGUCCGGUAGGUGGCAUGUUCGUCCUCACAGCUCGCAGCUCCUCUUCACUCUUCAUCGUCAUAUUCAUACUCAUUGGACCCUGUAGCUCCCCCGUGAUGGCGUCGUCGUGGCUUCAGGUGUUGACCGUGCUGGUCCUGGCGACGGGGUCCCAGCCCGCUGCCGCCGACCCGCAGCACCUGUGCGGCUCUGAUCUGCUGGACGCCCUCAUUCUGGUGUGCGGAGACCGCGGCUUCAUCUUCAACCCCAAGAGGGAGGCGCACCACCUGCUGGGUUUCCUCCCACCAAAGGUUGGCGUGGCGACGGGCGGCGACAGGGCGGCGGCGCCGGAGCUGGGCUUCCAGGACCACAUGGAGGUGCUGAUGAAGCGAGGCAUCAUGGAGCAGUGCUGCCACAAGCCGUGCAACAUCUUUGACCUGGAGAACUACUGCGACCGACCACUAGCCUAGCCCAGCCUCGCCAAGCUUGGCGGAUUGGCAACCAGAGCAGUGGUGCCACAAUAAAUGAGAUUAUUCUUCAUACAAAAUAGA